This is a messenger RNA of Lachancea mirantina, 345 nucleotides long. The record is from the annotation of a GenBank genome assembly. NCBI's taxonomy places the organism in Eukaryota, Fungi, Ascomycota, Saccharomycetes, Saccharomycetales, Saccharomycetaceae.
AUGCCAAGAUGUUCUUAUCAUAACCUUUCGAAAGUGGAGUUACAAUUAAUAUCUCAAAUUCAAUUUCUUAGUUUGAGUUUAUUGAAAAAGGGAAGGGACUUUACAAGGUUGGAAAAUACUCGAGAGUUGGGAUUUAAGUUGAGGAAAUUUUAUAAUUUCCUUUUGGAACGUUGGGUUGCGAACCAUAACAACUGUCUCUAUCCCAGCAAUGAGCAGCUUUAUUUUUUACGCCGGUACACAGGACUUUCGUUGAUUCAAAUAAAAGACUGGUUUAGCAAUCGAAGGAGAUCAUUGAAAAAACAUCAAAUUUCUGAGCAUGUUCUCUCCGUACUACCAAGUACCUGA